UCUGGUCUCGUUCCUAUGACGUAUAAAGGUCAUGGACAUGGAGCGCCCAUGAGAAGGACCAUACUGCCGAUACAUCUAAGAAAAAAAACAGUCUAACGUUCCCUAUUCACCCGAAACCCAAAUGGCUCUGUUAACAAGACUCGGCCUCGGCCUCUCCGAGUCAUUGAGAGUGAUGCCCCACAAGGCCUUCAGCGUAUCUGCAGCUGCACCUGCCAUCUACAAAAUGACCCGCGUGCGCGUGGUGGACAACAGUUCGCUGGGAAACACCCCGUAUCACCGCGCGCCGCGCGUCAUUCACGUCUACAACAAGUCUGGCGUCGGCAAAGUGGGAACCAGAGUGCUGCUCGCCAUCAAAGGGCAGAAGAAGAAAGCACUUGUAGUGGGACACAAAAUGCCAGGAGAGCGAAUGACGCCACGGUUCGAUUCCAACAACGUUGUUCUGAUUGAGGAAAACGGAAACCCAACCGGGACGCGGAUCAAGGUGCCGCUGCCGUCACUGCUGCGCAGGAUGGACGGGGAAUAUUCCAAAGUGCUCGCCAUUGCGCUCAAAUUCGUAUAGCAUCGAGACUGCAAUUAGCAAAACUUUUCAAUAUAUUCAGAAACAUUAUCCACAUAUCCAUCUGAAAUUUUGCGUUUCCAAAUAAAAUGAAGCGGUAACAGUGA
Brienomyrus brachyistius is the source of this 663-nucleotide messenger RNA. RefSeq names its product mitochondrial ribosomal protein L14 (gene mrpl14). Gene Ontology annotation, biological process: translation. Gene Ontology annotation, cellular component: mitochondrion; ribosome. Bases 122 to 559 code for a protein of 145 amino acids. The transcript has 3 exons. NCBI's taxonomy places the organism in Eukaryota, Metazoa, Chordata, Actinopteri, Osteoglossiformes, Mormyridae. The record is from RefSeq and is a predicted model, not a curated record. Gene Ontology annotation, molecular function: structural constituent of ribosome.